UCUCACAAAUGUAUUUUCGUUGAGUGACAGAGAUACCGUCAGACCGAAACAUGAACUCUAUCCCAAGUGAGUACGAGAGGAGCCCUAAGUCAGACAUCUCGAAAGCCUGUUGGAUCUCACUCUUGAUGAAUGCUAUAUGAGCAUGAUUGUCACCGGUUAGAUAUACGUCAUCAACGUACAGUAGUAGCAGAGUGAUUUUACCUUGAUCAAGAUGAAAGUAAAGGUUGUAAUCAGCUUGAGACUUUGUAAGUCCCUGGCUCAGCAGGUACGCAUCCACCUUCGUGUACC
Molecule: messenger RNA, 288 nt
Organism: Marchantia polymorpha subsp. ruderalis
Lineage: Eukaryota; Viridiplantae; Streptophyta; Marchantiopsida; Marchantiales; Marchantiaceae
Source: the annotation of a GenBank genome assembly